GGGCGCCCCGGCAGGCUCGCAGCACCGCUUCGUCGCAGCGGCUUGGGCCCUCCGGCCCUCCGUAGCCGCUCGACUGUCGCGCUGCACCAGCUUCCUCCUCGGCGUUCCCACGCCUAUUUGGGCGGAUUAUUGCCGCUGAAGGAAGAGGCAGGGUCACCGUCUCUCCACGUCAGAGACCUGACUGUGGAGAUGGCGGCUCAGAAGAUAAACGAGGGGCUGGAACACCUCGCCAAAGCAGAGAAAUACCUGAAAACUGGUUUUUUAAAAUGGAAGCCAGAUUAUGACAGUGCCGCUUCUGAAUAUGGAAAAGCAGCUGUUGCUUUUAAAAAUGCCAAACAGUUUGAGCAAGCAAAAGAUGCCUGCCUGAGGGAAGCUGUUGCCCAUGAAAAUAAUAGGGCUCUUUUUCAUGCUGCCAAAGCUUAUGAGCAAGCUGGAAUGAUGUUGAAGGAGAUGCAGAAACUACCAGAGGCUGUUCAGCUAAUUGAGAAAGCCAGCAUGAUGUACCUAGAAAACGGCACCCCAGACACAGCAGCCAUGGCUUUGGAGCGAGCUGGAAAGCUUAUAGAAAAUGUUGAUCCAGAGAAAGCUGUACAGUUAUAUCAACAGACAGCUAAUGUGUUUGAAAAUGAAGAACGCUUACGACAGGCAGUUGAAUUACUAGGAAAAGCCUCCAGACUACUAGUACGAGGACGUAGGUUUGAUGAGGCGGCACUCUCUAUUCAGAAAGAAAAAAAUAUUUAUAAGGAAAUAGAGAAUUAUCCAACUUGUUAUAAGAAAACAAUUGCUCAAGUCUUAGUUCAUCUACACAGAAAUGACUAUGUAGCUGCAGAAAGAUGUGUCCGGGAGAGCUAUAGCAUCCCUGGGUUCAAUGGCAGUGAAGACUGUGCUGCCCUGGAACAGCUUCUUGAAGGUUAUGACCAGCAAGACCAAGAUCAAGUGUCAGAUGUGUGCAACUCACCACUUUUCAAGUACAUGGACAAUGAUUAUGCUAAGCUGGGCCUGAGUUUGGUGGUUCCAGGAGGGGGAAUCAAGAAGAAAUCACCCGCAACACCACAGGCCAAGCCUGAUGGUGUCACUGCCACAGCUGCUGAUGAAGAGGAAGAUGAAUACUCAGGAGGACUAUGCUAGUAUUUUGCUUGCUGAAAAGAAAAGGGAAACAAAGGUAAAAUCCUGACAUGCCAUUUCAAGGACUUGGGAAUAGAUUAGGGAUAUCCAUACUUCCUUACAGUCAUGAUUUGGGAUCCUAAUAAAGACGAGUUUUUAGUUACCAUCUUCCCAAAUCACUCAUUGUAUCCAUUACCUGUGAAGCAUAUCUUUUUCUUUCCAUAAGAGCUUUUCUAAGACACCAGCAGGAAUUAACAGAAAAUGUACUGUCAUGUUUUAAUACAGUUGAUUAAAAAAUUUGCAAGCCAAAUUAUACAUAAAUUAUGUUCUAAACAAAAAGAGUAAUAAGCGUAGGUAUUCUCUCUUGGACGCUUGUAAGUUACUGUUAGUGAAUUGUUUUUUACGUUUCAUUUAAUAAUUGCUGCUAAAGGUGAUGUUUACUGAUAAAAAAUUAUUUUUAAAAUUUGUUUUGUUUUGAAAAGGAAAUUUAUCCCCCAUGAUGUUAGAUACAUUUAAAUUAUUAAGUCUUUUCAGAGAUGAGAUGGGGACAGGAAGUUAUUUUGAGCCUUACAAUAUUAUUUAGCCCAAUAAAAGAUGCAUUGAAGCUCUUAUAUAUUAUGAGUUUGAAAAAUUUUGAAGGUAGCAUAUUAAAGUGAUCUAUAAAUAUCUUCAGUCCUCUCUGAAGUGUGGGUAUUUCUUCUAUCUAAAAUAUACAUACAGUGACUGUCUUCAAAUCUACUUGGUUCUUGACCAAAUAGGAGCUAAUGGGUAAUGAAUACCUUUUUUUUUGUUUGUUUGUUUUGUUUUUUGUUUUUUUUAAGGGUCUCACUCUGUUGCCCAGGCUGGAGUGCAGUGGCACGAUCACGGCUCCCUGCAGCCUCUCCUGGACUUAGGUGAUUCUGCCAUCUCAGACCCGAGUAGCUGGGACUACAGGCGUGCACCACCACGCCAGGCUAAUGUUUUUAUUUUUUAUUUUGUAUUUUUUUUGAUUUUUUUUGUAGAGAUGGAGUUGCUCCAUGUUGCACAGGCUGUUCUCAAACUCCUAAGCUCAAGCCAUCUGCCUGCCUUGGCCUCCCAAAGUGCUGGGAUUGUAGACAUAAGCCACCUCACCCAGCCUACGAAUAUCUUUCUAACAUUGUAAGAAUGAGGUAAUGUUUCCAUCAAUCUAAUACAGAUAUAUUUCUUCCCUCCAAAAUAAUUUGGUUUAUUUUGAUUGUAACUCCGUCAUAACUUGACAUGGAAAAUGCUAUAUACUAUGAAAACUUAGCUGAAAGGGAAGAAUUGUUUUAGAAGACAAUAUUUAAAACACCACACUGCCAAUAUAUUGAUCCUUUAUAGUUAUUUCCUAAAAUGCUGUUUUCAAAACAUUCCUUUUUCACCCUGUUGUGUGGCUUAGACCCAUCUCAUAAUCUAUUAAUUGGAAAGAGGCUACAAACACCAGCAGUGUGUGUUCUGCAGGUACACACUGCCAAAGUAAUUUCCUGCUUAUUCAUGCCCUGUCUCUGUCUCUUUUAGAGUCAUACCUUAUUUGGGUAUAGGUUGCUUAAUUUUGCUAGACUUUCUGAAAACACUAAGAUAGCGUAUCAGAAGUGAUUUUAAUCACAGUUCUGUGGGAGAGUUUAGACAGAAUAACAUCCUCCUUUGGGAGGUGGUCUUGGGUGGGUGGAUGUUGGUAUACAGUCUUUAUUGUAAGUCUGAUACAAAAUGCUAAUAAAUUUAAUGUUUUUCUUCCUUAAUUUAUUGGCAUAGUUCUUCAGGUAGCAUCUCAUUUUUAAUGAUAUUGGGAUUAACUAUGAACAAGCUAUAUGUAGACAUUUGCAUUUAAGGACAUUGCAGUGUUUCAAAGAUCCCAUCAUUGCAGCUUGUAUCCUUUAGAUCCAGUCGGAAACUUCUGGAGUGUUACAUUAAUGCUCAUUUGAGCUAAUUAGUAAUCUGUUUAAACAGAUUUGGCAAUACUUUAAAGAUAUUGUAGACUAUUUAUUUAUAGAUCAUAUUACCCAUUAAAGUCUUGGGGAAAAAAUUUUUUAGUUUUACUCUUCUUAUGUACUGAAAACUUUUUUUAAAAAAGGUGAUGAUGAAGUGCAUUCUGUAGCAGCAGCGCAGCUGGGCUUUAAACCACACAAAAGACUCUGUCCAAGUGCAGCCUCCUUCACCUUUCCUGCCCAUGGAGAGGAUUGAAUAACCAGGACUUGGGGAUAUUCUUUGUUGUCAGGGUUAUUCUAUGUGAUAAAGAAUAUUUGUUUCACAUUUAUACAUUUUCUUUUUCCACUCACAUAAGUUUCUAUCUUGAGAGCAUAGUCCAAAGUGUAAAACUUGGUGUUUACAAGAAAAAUUGUCUUCCAGAACUCCACUGUCAUCACUUUCACCAAAGUGGAAGUUUGCAUGAAUAUGCUCAGAAUCUAAUAUUCAAUGUUCUGUUACAUUGUAAGUGAAGUCCAGCUACAAAAUAGAUUUAAUAUAUUGAAUUUAUUUGUACAUAUGCAGAGUAUGGUAUUUCUGUAUGGAAUCUGCUUUAUUCCUAUUUUCUCCAACUCCGAUAAGUAGAAUAUUAAAUGUGUUGUUAUGGAAAUACAGAUUAUUGCUUCUAUAGGAAGAUAAUUACGAAAAUAAAACCUGAAACUAUAUAAA
Molecule: messenger RNA, 3732 nt
Organism: Pongo pygmaeus (Bornean orangutan)
Lineage: Eukaryota; Metazoa; Chordata; Mammalia; Primates; Hominidae
Gene: NAPG
Product: NSF attachment protein gamma
Exons: 12
Coding region: 190-1128 (312 amino acids)
Biological process (GO): intracellular protein transport
Cellular component (GO): vacuolar membrane; SNARE complex
Molecular function (GO): syntaxin binding; soluble NSF attachment protein activity
Source: RefSeq, a predicted model, not a curated record